Molecule: messenger RNA, 1557 nt
Organism: Glycine soja
Lineage: Eukaryota; Viridiplantae; Streptophyta; Magnoliopsida; Fabales; Fabaceae
Product: probable inactive shikimate kinase like 2, chloroplastic
Exons: 8
Coding region: 71-1177 (368 amino acids)
Source: RefSeq, a predicted model, not a curated record
GGAGCAGCCCAAGUCCAAGGAACCACAUAAGCAAAAACGAAGGCAUCAUAGUAUCAUAUUGUUAUCUGAAAUGGCAACUGUUCCUGCUCGUCUCUGUUAUCUCUCCACAAACCCCACAACCAGAAACCUCAACUUCUCAGUUUUAAAACCAAAUGUGUUGUCACUGCGUUCAUUCUCUCUUCCUCAAAAACACUAUCUUCGUCUCCGUCCCUGCAAGUGUUCCUCCACCGCCCCCGUGUCCACCACCACCUACGAGUUUUCUGAUGGUUCUUCGGAGGUGGAGUUAAGAUUAAACAUAGGAGGUUUGGAUGUCCGAAGCUCCAGAGAUAUAUUGGUUGAUACAAAUGAUACCUCUUUAGCUAUCAGAGUGUUGCGGCCAGGAUCUCCCAUCACACUCAUAGAAACUAAUCCUCUUUUUGAUAGGGUUAAAUCCUCCGAAACAAUAUGGUAUAUAGAUGAUGAUCAACUUGUUGUGAACUUCAAGAAACAGGACCCAGAUUUGAAAUGGCCUGACAUCAUGGAGUCCUGGGAAUCACUUACUGCAGGAUCUCCACAACUUUUGCAAGGGACAUCCAUCUAUCUUGUUGGUGAUUCAACCGAAAUCAAUCAAAAAGUGGCUCAAGAGCUAGCAACUGGUCUUGGGUACACUCCACUGAGCACGAAAGAGUUACUGGAAUUAUAUACUAAGCAGACUGUGGAUUCAUGGCUGCUCGCUGAAGGCUCUGACUCAGUAGCAGAAGCAGAAAGUGCUGUACUUGAAAGCAUAAGUAGUCAUGCUAGGGCAGUAGUUGCAACAUUAGGAGGGCAACACAGUGCUGCUGGAAGAGCUGGUAAAUGGCAACAUCUUUAUGCAGGAUUUACUGUCUGGUUGUCAAAGACUGAAGCACUAGAUGAAGAUUCUGCAAGGCUGGAGACCCAUAAAAACGUCAAAGAUGGCAUAAUUUCAUACACAAAUGCAGAUGUAGUUGUUAAGCUACAGGGCUGGGAUCCUGCUUAUGCCAAAAGUGUGGCACAAGCAUGUUUAAGUGCCCUAAAACAGUUAAUCCAGUCAGACAAGAAACUUCCAGGUAAAAAAAGCCUCUACAUAAGAUUGGGAUGUCGGGGUGAUUGGCCAAACAUCAAACCCCCUGGUUGGGAUCCAUCAAGUGAAGGUAACACAACUCUUGGUACACAGUAAUGAUGCUUGAAAUUAGUGAGUAACAUGUAAUUUGUUUAUACAAGUUUUUCUGCCACAAAUGUAAUAUAAGAGACAGCUUCAUUGAUGUUAUUCUACUCAGCAAAACCAAAAGCUCCGUAGUUUGAUAACUAAGUGAUGGAUGCUGUAACAUAAUUAAGGACUUGUUGGUCACAAAACUGGUCAUACAACCUUUUGAACUGCUGUGGACUGUUUCGAUUAAAGGAAUGGCGGGAAAAGUAGCCAAAUGAUGAUUGGCUGAAGGGUAGACAGAUUUUCUGUCUUGUUGGAAGAGACAAGGAGUUUGCGGCUGAUAUAAAAUGUGAUUAGCCGUUCAAUAUGUAAUGAUGACAAAAUUCAACCUCUCACUCCUUUAAAUGGGA